Molecule: messenger RNA, 676 nt
Organism: Gadus morhua (Atlantic cod)
Lineage: Eukaryota; Metazoa; Chordata; Actinopteri; Gadiformes; Gadidae
Exons: 3
Coding region: 71-406 (111 amino acids)
Source: RefSeq, a predicted model, not a curated record
GCUAACAGUUUUAUAAAGGAUGGGCUCGGCAACAUCUGAAGAGUGAGAGUUGGUUCAGAACAGAGGAAAGAUGUUUUCUGUUCAAACCCUGAUCGUUGCUGCUCUCCUGGCAGAGCUGGGCCUUGUGGUGGAGUCUUCCUGUUGGGAGGGCGCCAGAUCCUCCAGCUUCGAUCUCUCCAGCGCGUCAGACCAGAGCCGACUUCACAACUCGCCGGUCCAUCGGGCCGUCAGGACGAGGAGACCACUGGGGAGCACGAGCUUCCUGUUAGGACCCCUCAGCCACUCGGCAGAGAAGUCAGUGUCAGUCCCAUCUAACUCAAGCCAUGUGUCCUCAUGGUCCCAAUGGUCCACUUUUUCAUUGGACCCCAUGGUCAGGCUGGCGGUUCCGACUACAGCCUGCUCUUAGAUAACUGUCACUUCGGGGCAGGUCGGAUGAUGGACGACGACUGAUCUCUGGCGCCCUCUAUGGCUACAUCUUUUAACUGCAUCAAAAACUUCUUAUUAGCCUAGAAGGUUUAAGCGCCUCGUGCCUCGAAAACAUAUACAUUUCCACUUAAUUUCAUCCAUUCUCAGGCAUCUGACAAAAGCGUUCUCUUUCAAGCUGAAUCGUUAUGUUACUCCAGAAGCCUGGCAAUAUUCACUUUCAGACUAAAAUAAAUACAGAAAUCAAAUCCAA